Molecule: messenger RNA, 1932 nt
Organism: Schistosoma turkestanicum
Lineage: Eukaryota; Metazoa; Platyhelminthes; Trematoda; Strigeidida; Schistosomatidae
Source: the annotation of a GenBank genome assembly
AUGAACGGAGCUGGAAAUAGUGAAUGUAGAAAAUGGGAGGACGUCUACUUGAUGCAUAUUUCCAACCAACACCCAGAAGACAGUGUUUCAAUCAAAGGAACAUUGUUCUUAACUGACCAUGGAUCAAAAGUAAGCAUUCACUGGGUACCCCAUCAUGAUCAAGACUCAUCAUUAUCACAAGAAGAUAGAAAGGGUUAUGAAUUUGAUAUUAGGGAUAUGGAUUUUCUUGUUGUACGGAAGGCCCCAUGCUUUCCUUGCUCUGGAGUGUAUUUAUCCUUAAAAUCACGAAAACAUCAUGGGCCAUUUGAAUUCCGUAAAGGUGGUUCAAAAUCAUUUUUGCUAAGUUUAAGUAGUUUAGCUGAUGUCAGAAGAUGUCCUGAUGAUGAUAAUCGGUACAUUGUGAAACCUCGUGCACAAUAUAAUUUAACUCCUAAUUACCAUCUUCCUGAUCCUUCCGAAAGAGUGGUAGGAGAAGCAGGGCUGGUUGGAACACCGUUUUCCGGACAGUUUGGUGCUUCAUUAAGAAAUUUUGGAAUACAUGUCAAUUCAAUUGUCAGUACUAUAUUAUCACCUAAUUUCAUGGAUGAAAAUUUAACUCCAGAUAAUGGUUCGUCUGAAGAGUAUUUAGCAAAAUGUAUUGCUGAAGAUCUACAAAAAAUCGAAGCUACACGUUUAAGAACUACCGAUGAUGAAGGAGGAUUUGCUGUUGUUGAACGAAGACCAUAUCCUAUUUCCCUCCCACCUAUGCCCACUGUCCAACGUUCUCCUCCACUAAAUAUGACUCAAUGGAAAAAGUCAUUGGAUCCAGAAGGUCGUGUAAAUCGACCGGAAAAUUUACGUGAAAUAAUAUUCAAUGGUGGUAUUGAGGAUGAUUUAAAACCGAUAGUAUGGAAGUAUCUACUUGGUUAUUAUCAAUGGACCUACACAGCAGAAGAAAAUGAAAGAUUGAAAGUUGAGAAAAGUCGCGAAUAUCACAUGUUAAAGACAUUUUGGAUAUCAAUGACCCCUGAUCGAGAAGCCAGAUUUGCAUUGUUUCGUGAUCGUAAAUGUUUUAUUGAUAAAGAUGUUCCACGUACAGAUCGAAAAACUGAUUUUUAUGCAGAUGAUAGUCAUGGAAAUUUGACACGUCUUUCAGAUAUACUUAUCACGUACACUGUAUAUAAUAUGGAUUUCGGUUACUUUCAAGGAAUGAACGAUCUACUCGCAUUGAUACUUUAUGUUAUGAAAGAUGAAGAAGAUUCUUUCUGGUGUUUUGUUGGUUUAAUGAAUAGACUAGAAUCUAAUUUCAAUGGAGAACUUAAUUCAGUCAGACAACAAUUCAAUCAAUUAUUCUCACUUAUUGAAAUAGCUGACCCAGCUUUCAGUGAAUAUCUUGAGUCGAAAAAUGCCAAAGAAAUGCCGUUUUGUUUCCGCUGGUUAUUAAUCCAUUUCAAACGAGAAUUUUCAUAUAAAGAUACCAUGACUUUAUGGGAGACUUUUUGGACAGAUUAUCGGACAAAGAAUUUUCAUAUAUUUUUUGCUGCUGCUAUACUUUUAAUGCAAAGAGAUAAUAUCAUGAACAGAAAAUAUGAUGCAAACAGUAUAUUAAAGCAUGUGAAUGAAUUAUCCAUGAAGAUUCCAUUAGAAGACUCUAUAAUCCGUGCUACAGCCUUGUUAAGCCAGUUGGAACAAGUCUCUGAUUCUUUACCGAAUUCUGUACAGGAUAUUAUUCAUGGCCAGUCAUUAGCAACAUCUAGGCAUGUUAAUGACUAUCAACAGAAAAAUACAAGUUGCACAGAACAUUCAGCAUCUAUAUAUGAUUAUUCACCAACUUUGUUAAAUGAAGAACUAGAAGUUUUAAUGGAUAAUGAAAUGUUCGAUCCGAAUAAAAAUACAACUGAUCAGUCAAUUUUAAUGAUCCCAUCUAAUAGCGGUAGACAGUUUUUCCAGUGA